This is a messenger RNA of Astyanax mexicanus (Mexican tetra), 1645 nucleotides long. RefSeq names its product corticotropin-releasing factor receptor 2 (gene crhr2). Gene Ontology annotation, cellular component: dendrite; axon terminus; plasma membrane. Gene Ontology annotation, molecular function: G protein-coupled peptide receptor activity; peptide hormone binding; corticotrophin-releasing factor receptor activity. The transcript has 13 exons. Bases 372 to 1619 code for a protein of 415 amino acids. The record is from RefSeq and is a predicted model, not a curated record. Gene Ontology annotation, biological process: adenylate cyclase-modulating G protein-coupled receptor signaling pathway; cell surface receptor signaling pathway; long-term synaptic potentiation. Lineage: Eukaryota; Metazoa; Chordata; Actinopteri; Characiformes; Acestrorhamphidae.
CCGUCCAGCUGAUCCGCGUUCAUUUAGACAGACAGGCAGUGUGAGCUGAAGAUCUGCAGAGUGACUUUCGGUGAAAUUUCAGUUUCACAGCUUCUAAAUCCACAGUUUUCAAAAGAAUCUGGCUGGUUGAGGAGCUUCAGCUUCUCUGGACAUAGUGGAAUUUUGUAUUUAUGUCCUAAAAUGCAGAGAAACUUCUCGGAUUUGACCUCGUCCUCCAUGACAUGCUGACGUCCACCAGUGCUGAGGAUUUGUAUGUUCUUAUCCUGGAGAUGUAAAUUAUUUUUACAUUUUUGGGGGGAUUUAUAUAUUUUUUAUCUGGAUCUUCUUAUGUCUGGAUGAUGACCAUCUUCAGCUUUACCUGAACAAAAACCAUGGAGGCAACAAAGGUCUUAAUUUGUCUUCUUUUCAUCUGCCGUAACGUCCUGUGUGAGCUGUCCCUCUUCACCCUGCUGCAGAGGUACUGUGAAGCCCUGUCCGUCCUUCAUAACGUCACAGGGCUCUACUGUAAUGCCACCACGGAUGAGAUUGGAACCUGCUGGCCCAGGAGUAGUUCCGGUCGGAUUGUGGAGCGUCCGUGUCCGGAGUACAUUAACGGAGUGAAGUACAACACCACCAGGAGCGCCUACCGAGAAUGCCUGGAGAACGGAACAUGGGCUUUCAAGAUCAACUACUCCAGCUGUGAACCCAUUUUAGAGGAAAAGAGGAAGUACCCGAUGCACUACAAAAUCGCGCUCAUCAUUAACUACCUGGGACACUGCAUAUCAGUGGGAGCUCUCGUUGUGGCCUUCAUCCUGUUCCUGUGCUUAAGGAGCAUCCGGUGCCUUCGCAACGUCAUUCACUGGAAUUUAAUCACCACCUUCAUCCUGAGGAACGUGAUGUGGUUCCUACUGCAGCUGAUCGACCACAACAUCCACGAGAGGAACGAGCCCUGGUGUCGCCUCAUAACGACCAUCUACAAUUACUUCGUGGUGACAAAUUUUUUCUGGAUGUUUGUGGAGGGAUGUUAUCUGCACACGGCCAUCGUGAUGACCUACUCCACAGACAAGCUCCGCAAAUGGGUCUUCCUCUUCAUCGGAUGGUGUAUUCCGUGUCCGAUAAUCGUGGCGUGGGCGAUUGGAAAACUCUACAAUGAAAACGAGCAAUGCUGGUUUGGAAAAGAACCUGGGAAAUAUAUCGACUACAUUUACCAGGGCCCGGUAAUUGUUGUUCUUUUGAUUAACUUUGUGUUCCUCUUCAACAUCGUGCGGAUCCUCAUGACGAAGUUACGAGCGUCCACCACAUCCGAAACCAUUCAGUACAGAAAAGCUGUGAAGGCAACGUUAGUGCUGCUGCCUCUGCUGGGAAUCACGUACAUGCUGUUCUUUGUGAAUCCAGGGGAGGACGACAUCUCUCAGAUCGUCUUUAUUUAUUUCAACUCUUUCCUUCAGUCCUUUCAGGGCUUUUUCGUCUCGGUCUUCUACUGCUUCCUGAACGGAGAGAUACGGUCUGCAGCGAGGAAGCGGUGGCACCGCUGGCAGGAUAACCACACCCUGCGGGUUCGAGUGGCGCGAGCCAUGUCCAUCCCCACGUCCCCCACCCGCAUCAGCUUCCACAGCAUCAAACACACCACCGCCGUCUGACACACACACACACACACACACGUACA